AUGGCGUCAAUUUUUACCUAUGACCCUGAUCCGCCCCGGGUUUCCUCGCCAUGGUCCACUUCAGGAUCAUCCACUCCUCAAGCAACAGGUCCGGGGGGCUCUCGUGGGGAAGCCAUCAGGAGUCGGACAGAUGGCCGCUUAGACUUUGGUGAUUCAAGUCAAUUGGCGGAUUAUGGAAUCACGAAACUCGACCCGGAGCCUCAGGAAGGUCCGACGGAGUAUAAACUGCAUCUUCUGCUCCGUCCUCGAAGGCUCUACACGGCCAUGUCAACCGGCCAUCUCGUUGGGGGCUCUUACCAUUCCAGAUCGAGCCUCUCACCUGCUGCCCCAGUCCCGACCAACAAUCCUGAAGCCAAUCUCAAGUCUCCUCAACCUCCGUCGUCUUACAGCCGCCAGCAGCGGCUGCAGCAACUCACAACGCAGCUGCUAUGGCGCUUGCAGCAAUCCUCUCCUUUUCAUUCCUCUUCAACUGCCAAUUUGGUACUUCCGGUGCUUCCGGAGGCAACUCCAAGGCUGGGGGUUCCGCAGAAGCCCGCUCGUCUUCUACCCGGACUCGAAGAGAGUCAGGGGGCACUCUACGAGAUAGGCGUAGCGGACGAUGGGACUUUUGUUGGUCUGACCGAGGAUGAGCUGGAUGAGAGCCUGAACAAUCUACGGGCGAUGGCCGCCAGUCUGGGUUGCAAGGUGGAGAUCCUCCGCAAAGUUAUUGUUGGGAGUUGUGAAUGGACUGAAGAAGCCGACGCUGCUGAGACUCAUUCGGAACGCCUCUGGGUUGCGGAGGCUCUGGUGAGCCCAGACCUGGAAUACUAUAGCGUCCAGUCAUUGAGCGAUGAGGGUCUGAAGCAACUGAGCUUGGACGAGCCUUCCACCAGCCCAGAUGAGGAUACUCCCGUAGAAAGUGGAUGCUCGAGCACGGAGCAAAUUCGCAUCUCCAUAACUGGACCAAGCGCGGCUGGAAAGUCGUCGCUUCUGGGUACCCUGACGACAUCAGCGCUUGACAACGGACGGGGGAAGAGCCGCCUGAGUCUUUUGAAACAUCGGCAUGAGAUCUCGUCUGGAAUCACCAGUUCUGUGGCCCAAGAGCUCAUCGGGUACCGCGCUAAGUCGUCAAGUUCUGACGACACAGUUGAUGUGAUCAAUUAUGCUUCUGGAAAUGUUGCUGCUUGGAACGACAUCCAUGCAGCUUCGGAGGGCGGGCGUCUCGCUUUCGUCUCCGAUCUCCCUGGGCUGACACGAUAUCUGAAAUCGACCCUGCGAGGAUUGAUAAGCUGGGCUCCUCAUUACAUAAUUCUUUGUAUUCCAGCAAACUGCUGUAGGGACACCGCAGCUCAAGGCGUCACCGAUCAAGCGCCCGAGAUCGACCUGUGCCUGGCAUACUUGGAACUUUGCAUCAAGCUUGAGGUCCCCGUAUUACUCAGUAUCACUAAAUUGGACCUGGCCUCGCGUUCGAGUCUAAAACAAACUCUCACCAGAAUCCUGUCCGCGAUCAAAGCAGCAGGGAAGAAACCACUAAUGCUCUCGGUGACCACCGAGACUGGGGAACAGGCUCCAAAUCUGCAGAAAAUCUCAGCAGCAGAUUGUCAGGAGGCUAUCAAAACGGUCAAUGCUGUCAAUGGUGACUGGCCCAAUACGAUACCGAUAAUUAUGACCAGUGCUGUCAAUGGGACUGGUAUCGGUAAACUUCAUGCUUUCCUCCGAUUCCUUCCAAUACCCAGGACGCCUCCUUCGAGAAUUGUGCGUCCUCCUUCUGGCACGUUUCGUCAGCAGUCUCCUGUCGAUGUGUUUGAUAUCGAUGAAGUAUUCGCUAUCCCGCCGUCCAAAGUCUAUUCAUCUGUGGAAGAAACACGGCAGGAAAAUAAGGGCGUUGUGCUAUGCGGAUUGGUUCGGCAUGGGAGCAUAUCGAUCGGCGACGAACUGGUCGUUGGUCCAAUUGCAGUUGAUCCGCGGGCUGAAGAUAGCAAUGCUCAUCACUCUGCCAGAUCCCGGUCGUUGCAGGGUACGGACAACUCACUAAAUUCCUCGCCACGGGCCCGUUCGUUCAGAAGCAGACCGUCCUCUGGCGACUUCUCCGCAUCGUUUGUUCAGUCGUAUUCCGGCAAGUCUCGCCUUCCAAGCCAUGCCGAAUGGCAACGAGUUCGUGUUGUCAGUGUCCGAAAUCUGCGACUUUCAGUCAGGACACUCAUGGAGGAUCAAGUUGGCACUGUUGGGAUCGAGCCGAUCGCAUCAGAAACGGGACAAGAAGCUCCGGGGCUAGGACGGCUUAGAAAAGGGAUGGUUCUCGCCCAAGCUAGAAUCCCUCGAGAAAAACACGCAAACACUCUUCCCCGUUCGCUCUUUUUCUGCACUGGAUUCGUUGCGACGAUCCCGGCCAGUGAUUUCUCAUCACCGGCAUCUCCACCUCUGAUCCUAGGCGGAAAUGCGGUCGUCUACAUCGGCAACAUUCGAACCGCGGCGAAAGUGGUACGUGCCGCUCUCGCCGACGAGGAUGUGGUCUCGUCGCCACCAUCGCCUACGUCGCCUGCGGAGCCAGACUUUUUCAAUUUCGACGGAGACGACGACGACAAAGAAGGGCACAAGGACAGUACGACACGUCGAACACGCCCUGAUAGUGACAAGGUGAUCCAUGUUUCCAGUGCGUCUGGCCGUGAACAUAUCAACAUUACAUUUUCGUUUAUCUCAUCCGUCGAAUGGAUCGAGGUGGGCUCUCUGGUGGUGGUGAUGCCAGGAACGACGACUACGACGUCCGCCAAUGGUGGAUCGGUGACAUUCUCUGGUCUCGAAGGCUAUGUGGGAAGGAUAUCCGACGUCAUCAGCAGCGAUGAAGCCCCUGAGAAAUAA
Rasamsonia emersonii CBS 393.64 is the source of this 2838-nucleotide messenger RNA. RefSeq lists its product as uncharacterized. Gene Ontology annotation, biological process: translational elongation. Bases 1 to 2838 code for a protein of 945 amino acids. NCBI's taxonomy places the organism in Eukaryota, Fungi, Ascomycota, Eurotiomycetes, Eurotiales, Trichocomaceae. The record is from RefSeq and is a predicted model, not a curated record. Gene Ontology annotation, molecular function: GTP binding; GTPase activity; translation elongation factor activity. The transcript has a single exon.